AUGACAUGCGAGAAUCUGAAGUGUUACGACAACAACAACAACAACAACAAGAUAGACAACAACAGGAGGGGCAACAACAACAACAACAAGAUAGACAACAACAGGAGAGGCAACAACAACAACAUCCACAACAACAGGAGAGGCAACAACAAGACCGGCAACAACAACAACAAUUACAACAACAGGAGAUCAGCUAAAGAUUCCAGAAUUAACGAGCUAUUUACGGAGGGUAGUCAUCACAGAAACUUGUCAGUCAUAGCAAUCAAUCAAAAUCUGUACCAUAACAAAGAUCCGACUCAGAGACGAAAUUGUCACUAUCUCGUCCUGUUUAAUAACCCUGUAGACAGACAGCAAGUCAUGACUUUGGCUCGACAGAUGUAUCCCGAGAACCCUCAACAUCUUUUAAGACAUUUUAAGGAAGCCACCUCUAAACCUUACGGAUAUCUACUUAUCGACCUGAAACCAACCACAUCUGAACAUUUGCGCAUGCGCAGAGACAUUUUAUCGUCUAUAAAACCGAGCAAGACGGAAUAUGUUCCUCACUAUUCUAAGGACCCGCCUAACAAGCAGACGCAUCUCCAGCCUUCUGCUAAGGAUCAGUUUUCAGAACAGACAGAAACUAGCAUUCCUUUCAACGACGCAUCAAACAAUCAGACGUAUCUUAAAGCUUCUUCCAAUGACCAACAAUUGACGUCAUCAGAAAAUACAGAAACAGACCUUCUCUCUGAAGAUAUGUCUUCCUGCGAUGAUUGUGGUCUUCUUUUUGAAAAUAUCCACGACUUGCAGAGACAUGUGAAGCGUUGGUGCCCAGAAAAUUUUUCCUUAAAAAGAAAACGGGGCGAUGAGGAUGAUGAAGAUCAACCCCCUUCAAAGCGAUUUUUGAUAAAUCCUGAAGAGAAAGAAGAGGAACAGGAAAACCAGGAACAUGAAGUCUUUAACUAUCUUAUGAAACGAGCCAAAGAACAUAACGAAAAGCAAUGGGACCAAAAAUACGAUAAAUAUAUCAAAGAAGGUCUAUCCAGAAAAGACGCCAGAGUAAAAACAGAGGAAAAAAUGAUUUCCAAAGACAUCAAAAGAUUCUCAGAGAACUAUGGAUUAAUCAUCUUGUUGAUCCUGCAGUUACAAAACGGACCCAUUCACUCGGAAAUUAUGAGAGAUGUUAAACAUUUCCUUUCCGAUGGUCAUAAUGAACAGGCAUCUGUCAAAAUGGCCUUGAACAAAAACCGCCAUCUUUUGGAGGAAGGGUGGAAUGAGGAUACCGACUCUGAAAAGGAGGAUGUAGAUUCUGAAGAGGAGGAUGUCGAUUCUGAAGAGGAUAAAGAAAGUCAGGAAUCAAAUAAUGAAGAAAGUUCUUAG
This is a messenger RNA of Magallana angulata, 1356 nucleotides long. Its product is annotated as probable WRKY transcription factor protein 1. The record is from RefSeq and is a predicted model, not a curated record. The transcript has 2 exons. Bases 1 to 1356 code for a protein of 451 amino acids. NCBI's taxonomy places the organism in Eukaryota, Metazoa, Mollusca, Bivalvia, Ostreida, Ostreidae.